Molecule: messenger RNA, 4163 nt
Organism: Procambarus clarkii (red swamp crayfish)
Lineage: Eukaryota; Metazoa; Arthropoda; Malacostraca; Decapoda; Cambaridae
Biological process (GO): proteolysis
Cellular component (GO): plasma membrane
Molecular function (GO): metalloendopeptidase activity
Source: RefSeq, a predicted model, not a curated record
GGGGGAGGUUAGGGAAGCACAGUCAGCCAGUCAGCAGGCCAGCCAGCUAGCUGGUCAGUCAGCACAGUGUGAGGGUGUGUGUUAGACCACUCUCUUCCUCAACACCUCACCUUCCUCACACCACUCGUCUCUACCUCCUCACUCUCCCAGUGCCUGCAGCGAUCCUGAAGUGGUAGAUUAAACGAGGAACUCCUAAUCAAUAAAUAACACAAUAGUGAAUUGAGAAUAGAGUAGACCAGAAAUCACUCUCCAAAUAGCCAUGCCAGACACAACAGUACCAUUGUACUGGUGGGCCCGGCCAGAAAGAACGGAAGUUUUGGUGCAGAGUCACACUGAAAGACGAGAUAGGAGGGAACGGUCCCAGUGCAGUGCGAGUGCGCGGGCCAACGUCUUCUUCGUGCUGAUUCUAAGCGUUCUCUGCCUCUUCGUCUAUGUGUGGGCGACGUCCCGCGCACCCGAGCACCUAGAGCCUGCGCAGAGUGCGGCGACGUCACGCGCACCCAAGCACCCAGAGCUUGGCCAGAGUGCGGCGACGUCACGCGCACCCAAGCACCCAGAGCCUGCGCAGAGUGCGGCGACGUCACGCGCAGCCCAGCACCCAAAGCCCGCGCAGGGUGAAGUGAAGUCACGCCCCGCCGACCAGUCAGUGUCGCGACACAGGGAGAAACGGCAAGGAUCAUCAUGCCAGGAGGACAUCUGCCUCACAGCGGAGUGCGUCCACGCUGCCUCCAGCUUCCUCUCUGCCCUCAACACACAAGUCGAUCCCUGUCACGAUUUCUACGAGUACGCGUGCGGGGGGUGGAUCAAGAAGCACCUGCACAAGACGGGGGACGAGGCUCUCUUCUACGGCGUCAUCCACAACAUCAUGCCGGAGAUGGUCGACAGUGAGCUGAGCCAGCUACUAAAGACUGGAGAGGGUAUCCCUGAGGCGUUGCUGGAUACGAAGCCUUACCGCGACCUGUUCUUCUUCUACCAGUCUUGCCUGGACGUCGACGAUCAGUCUGAGCGGGACAUGCGGCCAGUGUUCGAGAUGCUGAAGACGAAGGAGGAGUUCCAGGUGGGUCGGCACUUCGAGGCGGAGAGAUGGAACCUGACGCGGGCGCUGGUGCAGAUGCUGAGGAUGAACGGUGCGCCGCUCUUUGAUGUCAUCGUUGAUGCUGACAUCCAUAACUCAAGCCGCUACUCCAUUGUGAUCUCCGCCCCGCUCCACUCCGGCCUCAUCCCCGCCCUGGUGGCGCACUCGCGGCGGACCAGAGGCCGUCCUGGCUUCCAAGAGUUUCUGAGGGACAGGGGGAGUCAGGCGCUGUUCGGGGGCAGGCCAGACGAUGGGGUGCUGCUACGGAGACUGAGAGACCUCAACCCUGAGGCCAAGAGUGCGUCGGCUGUCAUGGACGGUGAUGACAGCCCCGUCGUCAACUUGGUGUCCGCCCACGACAUGUUUCCCGCCAAGGACUCUGAGGAGAACGCCGUGCAAAAGGAGGUCGGCGACAAGUCCUCAUCAAGUGAUCUUUUUACCACAGCUUCCAGCUUACCCACCGAGACUGUCACCUCUAUCCACACAACCACUCGUGUGCCCACCGCUGAAACCACUAUUGUUCGCACACCUACCGAACCCGCUAGAACCCCCUCUACUACCACCAUAUCCACGCAAGUACCAACUAGUACCCGCAUACCCACUCAGGUACCAGCUACCACCAGCACUACCACCCAGACAUCAGCGUCUCCCCAAGCACCUACCACCAUCACUCGCACACCAUCGAAGGCCUCCCGCCAGCCCACCACCGCCACACACCCUCCUACCACAACACCAAUGACGCCUGAGGACGAAGAAGAUAUAAAAAUGACUGGGAUCGACGAAGACUAUCCUACAGGACUGUUGACCAACGUGACGGACACCACCUCCCUUCCCCUCGUCAGCCGCAGGGACGUGUACAACAUGUUUAAGAUGAACAUGAAGACGAAGCGCACAGACGGCAUCAACAAGAUGAUCCAGGAACACCUCAUCCCCGGCGUCAACGCUGGCCUGGCUGACGACGUGGCUGACGGCGUCGGAGAACACCUCUUCACCCUCACCAUCACCUCCUUCGUCGAAAAGCUGGCAGAGAUACAACCUGACGAGCGGGACGAGAUCAGAUCACAGCAGCAAGGGAGCAUCUACCACACCUACACCCUCCACCAGCUCCAGCACGACUUUCCUCUAAUUGAGUGGCGCUACCUGCUGGAGGAACUCUUCCAGAAGACCAUUACCGACGAGGACCGCAUCUUGGUCUACUACCCCGACUACCUCUUACGUCUCUGUAACAUCAUCAGCGACGUCGACCCAUGGGUGCUGCACUACGGACUGCUCGCUGUCUACAUCUACGACGUCCUCCUCGAGACCGUCUCCGCCUCUGACGACACCGACCGCCAGUCCUUCUGCCUCCAGGCGACCAAGAACGUCUUCGGGGAGGUGAUGUCCAACAUGUAUCUACACCACGUCGGGAACCACACCAUCAACACCAUCCGCGCCCACACAACGUCAAUACUGGCGCUUCUGCGUGAGGAGGUGGAGAUGUCCAUCAGGUCCUCUGAGUGGCUGAGUAGCGAGGAGCGGCUGGUGGCGCUGUCCAAACUCCACUCCCUCCAUGCUGAGGUGGGCGCCUUCGAGAACCACUGGAACAUCUCCUACGUUAAUGAAUCCCACUCGAAGAUAAGGUUCCAGCCGGGGUUGAGCUUCCUGGAGGCGGUACAGGAGGUGUACCGGGUGUUCCGGCUGGAGUUGUACCACUUGUACCAAACACCCAUUGAGCGGAGAGCCUUCAUAUGGAGCUUCACCGUCCAGCCGUACAUCGUCAACGCCUUCCACAUGCAGUCAACUAACAGUAUAGUGUUUCCAGAGGCGUUCUUCCACCCGCCCUUCUACCACGCCCGAGGACCAGAGUACCUCAACUACGGCUCCGCUGCCAACUCCAUGGCCCAUGAGAUCUUCCAUGGACUUGACUUCAAUGGGAUGCUGUACGACGCCAGAGGGGAUCUGACGAGGCCCUUCAGCGAAGCGGCUAGAGCCAGGCUCAAUGUCACUGUGCAGUGUUACCACGACCUCCUCUCCCGCGCCUUCUACGAGGAGGUCUCCGUCCAGCACGCAAACAUUGCCAUGGAGAUCGACAGCAGCGCGACGCUUAACGAGAACCUGGCGGACAUUGCUGGCAUCCGGCACGCGUACAGAGCGUACCAGAAGUGGGUGGAGAGGAACCACAUAGAGCCGCGCCUGCCUGCCAUACCACUCUCCCCCAGCCAGCUCUUCUUCGUCUCGGCCGCCCAGCCCUACUGCGCCGUCAUCCCCGACGUGGCCAAGAUCUUCCUGAUGGAGAUGGACGAACACCUUCCCGACGGCAUGAGAAUCAACGCUCUGAUGAUGAACACUCCAGAGUUCGCCGAGGUCUUCAACUGUAGCGCAGACUCUAGAAUGGUGGCCAGUGAGACCUGCCACACAUUUUGAGUGACUGGGCAAUUAACUGUGCAUCAUAAUGUAUAAACCAGUUACUGGCAUGAUGAAGUUUGUCUAAACAAAUCCUAACACAGACUUCUUGUACCUACCUCACUUGAUGACCAAUCCUAGCGGCGACCAAUCUUCCUAGCGACUACUUAUUUGUUCAUCAUUGUGAUGCCAUCAAAUUUCACAGGCGGCUUCGCCCAGCAAAUGAACAACAUUCACAAUUUAUCCAGCGGCUGUAAUCGUUCUGCCAGAUUUAAAGCUGCGUUGCCCUUCAAUGCUCGCGGACGAAAAGAAACGCUACGGAAGUUGUACUGUACUUUGUUUUUUGGAGUAAGACAGAAUCAUGCUCUGCCAGCAGGCUAGAAGACACCGCCGUUAGUGAAGUAACGACCAAUUACAAUACAUAUAAAAUGUGAACGCCUAUGAAGCUCUGCUCUUAACCCCAGACGGAGAGCUUACGAGACGUUCCAGUCCCCGAAGGUAGCAUCGUUCUCAGGAACGUAGUAACCAACCACGCUCCGUCAACGUGCUGGAAAGUUUGGGAGAGUCCCUUGACACCGCUCUUCAGCGUUCUUCAUGUCAGUAAGCACAGUUCAACACCUUCUAAUUUAUGUAUGGCUAGUCAGGAAAAAAUGUAAUUUAACAUUUUCAUGUAAAUUUUCUAUCAUUAAAUUUUUGUAAUAAAACA